AUGGCCGAACCCGAUCGCCCUCCCAUCAGUGAACCACGCUCUCGACAGAACGCUGCCGUCGCUCGGUCGGCGCAGCGCAAGCAAGCCAGGCCCGCCGGGCCGCCGCAAGACCGCCGCUCCGUCGGCGACGUCACGACCGCAGGCCGGCCGCCGAAGGCGAGCGCGGCGCAGAGCGGCGCGAAGCAGCUGCCUCCGAGCCGCCUCUCCGUCGGCGAUGUGACCAAGAAGCCGCCGCCGCUGUCUCGCUCGCGCACCGAGGCUCUCGCAGAAGAGCAGCGCCGCCACGGCCGGUUCGCCACUGGGCAGAUCAUUCGCCACAGCCAGGCGACCGACGCCGAAGUUGGCGUAUCCCGGCUCUCAGUCGGAGACGUCGUGCCGCGCGCUGCGGCGCGGGCCUCUCGCGGCCGGCGCUGGUCCCGCCGCUUCCUCAUCGCU
This is a messenger RNA of Emiliania huxleyi CCMP1516, 435 nucleotides long. RefSeq lists its product as hypothetical. The transcript has a single exon. The record is from RefSeq and is a predicted model, not a curated record. NCBI's taxonomy places the organism in Eukaryota, Haptophyta, Isochrysidales, Noelaerhabdaceae. The annotation marks the transcript as partial.